Molecule: messenger RNA, 711 nt
Organism: Trichoderma harzianum CBS 226.95
Lineage: Eukaryota; Fungi; Ascomycota; Sordariomycetes; Hypocreales; Hypocreaceae
Exons: 1
Coding region: 315-500 (61 amino acids)
Source: RefSeq, a predicted model, not a curated record
CCACUUGUAUAAGCCAGCCCAGACCUAUCAAGUCAUGAAGAAGACCGCCAUCACGAGAGCAUCUCUGCGGUCAGCGAAGAAAGAACACCGAACCUCGUCGUUUCGGAGGGCGAGGCCCAUGUGAAACCGCGAAAUCGCCAAUCCCAUGGUUAUUCCCGGUUGCCCCCCUAGGACCGCAGACGAGAAGCAAAGCUUGAUUUAAGGGCCGAAGCUCAAGAUCACUCCACCCCUGGAAGAACUCGGAGCUGAGGCCAUACUGCUCCGCCCCGGGGGCACGGCCAGGCGCCGGGACGGAGGCGGCGUCACGGAGAAUCAUGUGUGUUCAGGUUGAUAAGCAAUGGUCGUGUGGACACGUCGGAUACUUCCAGAUCCGGUGGUGUGAGAAGUUGUUCAAGGGCUGCAAAGGGACGUCAGCUGCCCACGACAUCAUAUACGAGCCGCAAGAAUGCAGCGACUGCCUUCGUCGCAAGACACUCCCCAAGCCAUUUACUUCUAAGUGAUUACUUAUAAGUGAGCUAUUACUGGAAUGAUUGAGAGUUCUGGGAGACUUGCUCUCUCUUGCAAUACUGGCUCUCAGUCGAGAAUCAAUUUCAAAACCAAACAAGUUAUCGUGGCCAUUGGACUACAUGGGCGACUCUUGCGAUUCAACUGGCGUUCAUUAGGAAAUAGAACGGAAAUCAGUUGAAAAUGCCGGCAUGAGAACACUUUGCA